Penicillium manginii is the source of this 1539-nucleotide messenger RNA. Its product is annotated as TMEM165/GDT1 family protein. Bases 1 to 1539 code for a protein of 512 amino acids. Gene Ontology annotation, molecular function: calcium ion transmembrane transporter activity; manganese ion transmembrane transporter activity. NCBI's taxonomy places the organism in Eukaryota, Fungi, Ascomycota, Eurotiomycetes, Eurotiales, Aspergillaceae. The transcript has 4 exons. Gene Ontology annotation, cellular component: Golgi apparatus; fungal-type vacuole membrane. Gene Ontology annotation, biological process: manganese ion transmembrane transport; calcium ion transmembrane transport; Golgi calcium ion homeostasis. The record is from RefSeq and is a predicted model, not a curated record.
AUGAAACUGAACAUUUCAUCGCCUUUCAUCCUCUUUCUCCUCCCCGCCAUUUCGACUGCCUUGGCAGACGUCAAGCCAAACGCCCAGCCGACCGUUCGUGCCUCAUAUGGCUCUUCCGGACUUGAUGCUCGCUACGCUGAUACCGACUCUUAUGCUUCGGGCAAUGUCGCCAAGGGAUCCUCGGAUGUCCCUGUAGAUGGGAAGGAUGGCAAACCACACGCGGGCCCGUGGGUAGAGACUGGUGCAGAACGCGACCGAAAGAUCACCGGGAACACCAUUGUCGGGAGUGAUGAUUACGAACUUGCACCUUCCAGACUCGAUACGAAGAUUCCUUCUUCGGACCACCUUAACACUGAUGGCGGAAAAGUUAUUCCGCAUUCCAAUGGCGGCGUCAUGAACGACCCGAAUCGAGCGGGACCGAAGGAGGGCACGCGAGGCACCGAGGGUGGCGUAUCGGCGAAAGAAAAAGAGAACCAGUAUGCAGAGAAAGUGCCCGGAAGCCCCAAAGAGGCCCCUCCUUUACCGCACGGCGAGAAACAGAAGUUUUCGUCAGACAGUGACAGCGCAUCCGGAAGUGGUGGCCGCACAGCUGAUGAAGCUGGCACACUUGGGAUGUUGGAGAAACCGGCCGAUCUACCCAGCAAGCCUCAUGAUAUCCCUCACCCCAAACCCCCCUCUCAAGUCAACAAUGAUCCGUUGGCCAUUGAGCACGGAUCGGGCUCGUACGCUAGCUCGUCAAAGACAUACGACAAGAACACUGGCCUUGCAGAGGAGAAUGACGGACUCCACUCGCUUCUAUUCGCGUUCACUAUGAUCAUCGUUUCUGAAAUUGGAGACAAGACCUUCCUCGUUGCUGCGCUGAUGGCUAUGAGACACCCACGUCUGGUCGUUUUCACCUCCGCAUUCUCUGCUCUCAUCGCCAUGACCGUUCUUUCCGCUGUCCUCGGCCACGCCGUCCCCACACUGAUCCCCAAGUCCGUCACCAAGUUCAUGGCGGCCAUCCUCUUCCUUGUUUUCGGCGCAAAGAUGCUCAAGGAGGGCCGCGAGAUGUCCCCCGACGAGGGCGUCGGCGAGGAGAUGCGGGAGGUGGAACAGGAGCUGGAGGAGAAAGAACAGGAGCAGAUCCGUAUGGGUCGUCGCCGCUCUUCCGUUACCCCCCAUAACCUGGAAGCCGGUCGCGCUGGCGGUCGUCCCAAAUCUCGUGGAAACCGUCUGCCUUCGCCCCCGGAGAGUAUCUCCUCAUCUUCGUCUCGUGGCUCAUCUCCUCAGCCUCGCCUAAAGGAAUGCAUGUCAGGCGUGAGCAACCUCCUAUCUCUUCUUCUCAGCCCCGCUCAGAUCGCCACCAUCGCUAUGGCCGCCGGUCAGGACUACUGGUGGGUCACAAUUGGUGCUAUCACUGGGCACGGUAUUUGCACAGCCGCUGCCGUUAUCGGUGGGCGUGCGAUUGCGGGCCGUGUCAGCAUGCGUGUUGUUACCCUCGGCGGUGCCGCGGCAUUCCUUGUAUUCGGCGUCAUCUAUCUCAUUGAAGGCCUUUUCUGA